AACCUCAUUUUCGAGUUCCACUCGACCUACUAAGCCGCUGCUAAUUUUAUAACGAGCACGAGCACAUUGUUACUCUCAUUCCAUGGAGCUACCGAGAUUUCUCCUCCUUCCUUCCUAUAUUCUCUUGUCAUGUGAUCUUCUAUGAAAACAAAAUGUGGGUUCUAAAUAAUCUUCUGAUUUCAGGUGAAAAAAGGGAAGAGAUUGGUCGAUCUUGUGGUCUCGAUUCCGUGCGGCUGGGAUUCAAAGAUUGAAGAGAACUUUGCUCGCAACAUCUAUGAGUUGUCGGAAGCAAGAAAUUGUAAGGACUCGAAUAGAGAGAGCGGUGGUUUUAGAGCUCCUGUUUCGGAGAAGGGGUGAAGAGGACUACUAGGAUUGCGGACCAAUUGUUCGACGGGUUCUCUGUUAAGGAAAACCAUAUGGUUACUUAAUCAGAUGAAAUGGAUUGCUUUAGAAAGCUUCGACCUUUAUGGUGUUAUGUUUGUAAGGCUUUACAGAUCCUCAAGCUCUUUCUUCUCUUUUUCAGCUUAUGCAUUCAAACCCAAGCUCAGGUCUUUCAGUAGCUCCGUGAGUAUAACAAACCAACCAAACAUGAAGUUGCUUUUAAGCUCAGAUACUAAUCUGCAUCCAGACAUGAACGGAAGGGUUUCGUCUGAACCCCAGAAAAAGGAAGGCGAGAAUCGGCUCACCCACAUUUUGGAGACGAGCAAGAAACCAUCUUUCUUAAGCUCUGCUUCCAAAAUUUGCAAAAUCAUUCUCCAGUGCCAGCAGUGGUCGGAUACGGUAGAGAUGAAACUCCAGGGACUGAAUGUAGUCUUGAACAACUACAUUGUGAGUCAGGUCUUGAUGUGUCUCCCAGCUGAAUUGGGUAUCCAUUUCUUCAUUUGGGCCGAAUCACAGUUGGGUGUUAAGCAUGAUUACUUUACUCACAAGUCCAUGAUUUUUGCGCUUCUUCGAGAUAGCAAGUUUGAUCUCUUACAACAGUUUUGGCAGAGAACCAAGCAAACUGGGUUUCCCAUCCAUCGGUCUAUAUACCGGCUUCUUAUAUCUGGGUAUAGGAGGGCUGGUUUAAUUGACGAAGCUGUUCAAACUUUUGAUGAGAUGGUGGGAUCUGAUUGUAGGGUGUUCGGUAUAGACUACGAAAGAUUUAUUGGAGUGUUGGUAAAAGAAUCCCGCUUUGAUCUGGCUGAGAAGUACUAUGAUAGAAUGAUUGCACAAAGGUGUUCUUUGAGUUCACUUACAUAUUCAAGAUUUGUCUUUGGUCUAUGUAAGGUAAAGAAUCUGACUCUCAUUGAGAGACUUUUAGAAGACAUGGACAAGCUGGGAUGUGUUCUUGACAUUUGGACUUACAACACAUAUAUAAAUUUACUGUGUAAGGAAAACCGGUUAGAUGUGGCUCUAGAAAUACUGCAGAAAAUGAGUCAGAAGGGAAGAGACCCAGAUGUUGUUACUUAUACUGCAGUUAUCAAUGGUUUUUGUAAAUUUGGAAGAUUUGAGUCCGCGGUUGAGAUUUGGCAUGAAAUGUCAAAGAAGGGGCUUACUCCAGAUGGUGUAGCUUGUGGGGCAUUGGUCCUUGGUUUAUAUAACAAUGGGAAGGUUGAUUUGGCUUAUGAACUUACUGUGAGGAUGAUGAAAGGUGAGAUUGUCUUCAGUAAUUCAGUUUACAAUGCUCUGAUUAGUGGAUUUUGUCGAGCUGGUCGAAUUGAUAAAGCCCAAGUAAUAAAGUCGUUUAUGGGAAGGAAUGGGUGCCAUCCAGAUUUGAUAACAUACAAUACUCUAUUGAAUUAUUGUUGUGAUGAGCUUAUGUUGGAAGAGGCAGAGAACUUGAUGGAGAAGAUGAAGCGAAGUGGUAUUAAACCUGAUAGGUACAGUUACAACCAAUUUAUUAAGGGUCUUUGCAAAGCUAACAGGUUUGACAAAGCAUACCAUCUUAUAGUGAAUAAGAUGCACAUCGAAGGUUUGUGUGAUGUUGCCUCUUGGAAUACUCUCAUUAAAGCACUUUGCAAGGUCCGCCGCACCAAGAAGGCAUACAAAUUGUUUAAGGAGAUGUGUCAAAAGGGGUUUGUCCCAGAUGUUGUCACCUUUACUAUUCUUAUUGAUGCUUUCUUCAAAGAAGGUUGUUCUGACUUAGCAGAGGAUUUAUUUCAUCAAAUGGUGGGAAUGGGUUUGGUUCCUGACUGCAUAAUGUAUACUACAAUGAUUAAUCACCUAUGCAAGACUGAGAGAAUUGAGCUGGCUCGAAGUUUUUUCCACAGUAUGAUUGAGAAAGGAAUUGCCCCUGAUGUGGUUUCAUACAAUGCCCUUAUUAAUGGUCUUUCCAGGGCAUCUAGGACUAGUGAAGCCAUGUGUCUGUAUGAGCAUAUGUGUACCAGUGGUCCUUAUCCUGAUGAGUUGACUUAUAAGUUGAUAAUUAGAGGGUUAAUAAGGGAAGAAAAGCUUGCAACGGCUCGUAUAGUGUGGGACCAGAUGAUGGAGAAUGGGUUCACUCUUGACAAAUCUGUUUCUGAGGCAUUAAUUAAUGCAAUUCGUUCUAAAGAUGCAUCUCACAUAGAUAUUAGAAGAUGUUGAAAUUAUAUGGUGCUAGUUUAAUUUCAUUUAUAAUCUCUUGUGAAGCCUAUAGAAGGCAGAGUUGAAACUGACAAACUUCACCAAACAAAGGUGCAUGGGUAAAAGCCAGCUUCAUUAGUACUUUGCAGCUCUUCCUGGAUAAACAGAGGCCAAGGACAUUGAGGGACAAAUUCUGUCAGACUACUCAGAGAAUUCCUGAUAAUGGUUACCUCCCUAAACACUUCCUUGGUCCAAUCUGAUGGCCUAGAGUGGUCCAGUUUUUCCUUUCAGAUAACAAAGACCGGUUGGGAUUAUCUUCAACCCCUUCCUCUUGAUACCACCCACUUGGCUGUACCUUCACCAUGACGCUGUAUCUCCAACCUCACAAACAGGAUUAAGAUUCAAAUGGUUGGUUCCUUUAAUUGCAACGAAAAAUACCUUCUCUGGCUGGAAGACUGCAUUCUUUUUUUUCCUCAUGCAGAUAUGAGCACAGCCAUUACAAGCCUUUUCUAGCCUGGGGCGAGUUUCUGAAUACAUACUAUAUGUUCUUACUUUACUAGAAAGAGUACCGUCAGACUAAUAUGCAAUGGGUAGCUUGAAUUGUAACCUUAGCCAAGAAUAACAUUGCAGAUUAUUGAAUAUGUUGUGAACCUAAAUGCUUCUGGGGAAGGAACGGUUGGAAGUAAUGGGUUAUGAAAUAAGGUUGUGUUUGGUACCUUGAUGUUGCAUUCCCAUUUUGAAUCCACAAACGCACCAGAUAGGUUAUUUGACUUGAGUUUUUGGUGGGGGAUAUAUGACUCCAAAGAGACCACGCUUGCAUUCAUUAUGUGCAUGGGGGGCGUCAAGAAGAUGUUUCUUAUAUUUGGGGUCAUUUCCACUGAAGUUGUCCUAUGGGGCACGUAAUGGCACCUAUUUGGCUAUUUGUACGAGACUGUACUUGUAAGAAUAUUGUGCAGUGUGUUUUAUAGCAAAACAUCUCACUUUCAUGA
Nelumbo nucifera (sacred lotus) is the source of this 3533-nucleotide messenger RNA. RefSeq names its product Pentatricopeptide repeat (PPR-like) superfamily protein. Gene Ontology annotation, biological process: RNA processing; mitochondrion organization. Gene Ontology annotation, cellular component: mitochondrion. NCBI's taxonomy places the organism in Eukaryota, Viridiplantae, Streptophyta, Magnoliopsida, Proteales, Nelumbonaceae. The record is from RefSeq and is a predicted model, not a curated record. Gene Ontology annotation, molecular function: protein binding; mRNA binding.